AUGAAGAAAUCAUCGGAGUCGUCAGAAUUUCCCUUCCAGAAUUACUCGCUGUCGUGGGACGAACGACUUGACGAUCUGAUUUCCCGGCUGCAACUCGAUGAAAUCGUCCUUCAACUGGCUCGCGGUGGAGUGGGUCCCAACGGUCCUUCGCCCCCGAUCCCUCGGCUCGGCAUCGGCCCUUACAACUGGAACACGGAAACGUUCGGCGAGGACCCAUUCCUGGCCAGUGAGAUGGCCAGGGCAUUCGUCAGGGGACUGCAGGAACCUUCCUAUGCCCCGGGAACCGAGGCAAGAUAUCUCCGAACGAGUGCUGGUUGCAAAUUCUUCGGUGUCCAUAACGGUCCUGAAGACUAUCCUUCCUCUAGAUACACCUUUAAUGCAGGGAUAUCAGAGCAUGAUCUUCAUAUGACAUAUUUGCCAGCCUUUCGGGAAUGCGUCAAGGCAGGGGCAUACAGUGUUAUGUGCAGUUACAACAGUAUCAACAGCGUUCCUUCAUGUGUUAAUGAGCGGUUCCUCACUGAUAUCCUCCGGAACCAGUUUGGAUUCAAGGGUUACGUUGUCAGCGACCGGAACGCCUUGGAGUAUGUCCUCCUGAAGCAUGGCUACACCGAAACCCCGCUUCAGACGGCAGUGGCUGGGGUAAAAGCAGGCUGCAACCUGGAGCAGUCUGACUCGGCCGAGAACGUUUACACUAACCUCACCGAAGCUGUCCAAAUGGGCGUGGUAAGCGAGGAUGAACUGAAGCAGUUGGUCAGGCCACUGUUCUACUCCAGGAUGAGACUGGGAGAGUUCGACCCGCCUGGGAUGAACUCAUACUCGAGGUUCAAUGCCUCAGACAUGGUUCAGUGUUUGCAGUACAGGAACCUGGCCCUUGCGGGUGCUAUCAAGUCUUUCGUUGUGCUGAAGAAUGAAAACAAUACGCUUCCGGUCGGUACGAUUCAGAAACUUGCGAUAGUUGGACCUUUUGCCAAUUCUCCAUGGGAUCUUUUUGGAAGCUUUGCUCCCCAGACCGACCCUAGAUUCAUAUCCACACCGUGGGAUGGACUGAGAGGGCUUGGCCAGUUUCAGCGACUCGCUCCCGGCUGCAACAAUCCCACGUGUGACCAGUACAACAAAACGUCCAUCAUGGACGCAGUGGUAGGGGCCGAUUUCGUGAUUGUUUGUUUAGGAACAGGAACUCGGGUGGAAAAUGAGGGGUUGGACAGGAGAAACAUGUCCUUACCUGGUCACCAGUUGGAACUUUUGCAGAAUGCUGUAAAAUAUGCAUUAGGCAAAACUUUGGUCCUGCUUCUCUUCAAUGCUGGCCCGCUGGACAUUUUGUGGGCUGAUCAGAGUCCAGGGGUCCAUGCCAUUGUGGAAUGCUUCUUUCCAGCACAGGCGACAGGGGCAGCCUUGAAAAAACUCUUCACCAACGCCGAUCCAGGCAUGCCGGCAGGAAGGCUGCCAUUCACAUGGCCGGCAUCGCUGGAGCAGGUACCAGCUAUGUCAAACUACAACAUGACGAAUAGGACUUACCGUUAUUUCACCGGUGAACCGCUUUACCCGUUUGGUUACGGUCUGGCAUUCACUCAGUUCAACUAUACCAACUUGACUCUGGGACAGACAACCAUCGACCCUUGCGAUGACCUGAUGGUACAUGUCACUAUGAUAAAUACUGGGAAAUACGAUGGAUACGAGGUCGUGCAAGUCUACAUCAAGUGGCACAAUGCAUCCGUUCCCACGCCCAAAAUCCAGCUGGCUGCUUUUGACCGUUUUAAAGCCACGAUCAAUAACACAGUGACCUUCUUUCUGAAAAUGCCAGCCCGCGUGAGGGCAGUAUUCACGGACGAACUGGUGCUGGAGCCCGGGAUGUUUACUGUCUUUGCCGGUGGUCAGCAACCCGGCCAGAAAAGGCAAGUUGGUUCCAAUGUGCUCAACACAACGCUCACGGUCAAAGGCCCCAUGACCCCUCUUUCAAAUUGCCCAUAGCCAAAAAUUUUGUCUCAAAAUGACUUGACGUUAUUUGGGACACUUCAAAAAUACCCCACGUUACCGUUGUUCCAGACAAAGUCUUAGUAAAUCUCCCUCAUCUGAUGGCCGGGUUUAUUGAUGGCACAACAAACGGCAAAUGUUUGAAAUGCACAGUUGCCUUGUGGACACUGGAUUAUAGUGCAGCUCUUCACAUAAAGUGGAUGACGCAAAGGAUAAAGGCGAGGCAGUGCUGUUCAGUCUUCUAGCAUAAAAACCCUGAUGCUUGAUACAGUGCUGUCAAAUGUGCAGGAGAAUUAUUGGGACAAUGAGAAACAUCCACUGUAGUGGUAAUUAAAUCAGAAAUACAUGGAGAUAUUUCUUCUGUGAUCUUGAGACAGAGUGAAAAAGUAAAAAAAUAGUGUGUAAGAGAUUACCAGGAAUUAUCAUUACGAUUAUUCAUGACCUGCAUGUAACGAUUCCUUUGUGCACAUUCCUGCCGAAGAAAAAUACACAUAAAAGGUGACAGAUAAAUGUUCCAUUUCACUCGGCUUCGAUUGCUCCGUAGAAUGGAACGUUCCAUCUGCCACAAACUGCGCUCACAAACAUUCAUUAUUUGUAUACUAAUUUCAGAAUUAGUGCAAUUUAAUUCUAAAAAGUGCAAGUCCAUCUUCUAACCGUCGUAUACAUGUAUCAGUGCUCGAGUUAUAUUGCAAGUUUUAUACUCGGAGUGUCUCAAAAAUUAAUAAAAGAUUCCCAUUAUUUUUAUGCUACAUAAAAAUAUUAUGUACGUCCUCAUCCUAUAAAUAUUCUAUAUAUUUCUUACAUGUUUUUGUAAUCACUUUAUUUACCAAAGAUCUCAAACCGUGUUUAUAA
Messenger RNA from Acanthaster planci (crown-of-thorns starfish), 2823 nucleotides. RefSeq lists its product as uncharacterized. Gene Ontology annotation, biological process: xylan catabolic process; arabinan catabolic process. The record is from RefSeq and is a predicted model, not a curated record. NCBI's taxonomy places the organism in Eukaryota, Metazoa, Echinodermata, Asteroidea, Valvatida, Acanthasteridae. Gene Ontology annotation, molecular function: xylan 1,4-beta-xylosidase activity; alpha-L-arabinofuranosidase activity.